AUGGGGACCUCAAAGAAGAACCUGAAAGCGACCAAGAAGUUCGAGAAGAACCAUCUUAAGGGCGUCCUUGAGAAAAGGAAGACGGUCGCCAAGAUCAAGCAGCGACAGCAAGUCAAGGACAAGAAGAAGGCCAAGCGAUCGCAGGAUGACGAAUUCUUCAAGGGGCCUGGCGGCGAUGGCGAGAAGAAGGUUGUCAGCAAGAAGCCGGGCGCAAAGACGAAUGAGAUGAGCGUCGACGACUUCUUCAAGGGCGGCUUCGAAAUCCUCGAUACCAAGUCCAAGGACAAGACCAAAUCUUCCCCAAAGCUGGGAAAGCGCAAGCGGGGCGAGCCCAACGCUCAAGAAGAUGGGACAGAAGAGAGCGGUAGUGAACCCGAGAUCUCGGACAACGACGAGCCCGUGGGCAGCGACAGCGAGCCCGACGCCGACGACAUCAGCGAUGCAGAAGACCUGGGCAUGUCCAAGAGCGCCAUGGACGCGCUCGCGGAAAACGACCCGGAUUUCUACAAGUUCCUGAAGGAGAACGACCCGGAGGCGUUAGAUUUCGACGAAAACGCAGAUCUUGCCGAGGUCGACGAGCUCAGUGGCAGCGAAGAUGAAGAUGAACAACCAAAGAAGAAACAGAAAAAAGACAAGAAGGCUACCAAGGAAGAGGAAGGAGACGACAGGGAGCUCACACAAGCAAUGGUUGCGAAGUGGAAGGCUUCAAUGGAUGCGACACGCUCCCUCAGGACCGCCCGCCAAGUUGUGAUCGCCUUCCGCUGCGCAGCACACCUGAACGAGGCCGACGAGGAGAACCCACAACGGUACAGCAUCACAAGCCCAGAGGCAUUCCAUGAUAUUGUUGUUGUUGCGCUCAAAGGGAUCCCCGACGUCCUCCAACACCAUGUCCCAGUUAAGGAAUCGGCUGCUGGCAAGGUAUAUGUCCAAACCGAGGGGAAGAAGUUCAAGACACUGUCGAUUCUCAUCAAGAGUUUUGCCGCCUCCAUUAUUCGGCUGCUUGGCACAUUAUCCGAUGAGGCAACGCUCAAACUCACAUUAUCGGCGCUGCAACCGCUUCUACCAUACCUCCUUUCCUUCAGGAAAGUUCUCAAGAUGCUCAUAAAAACCGUCGUUGCCUUCUGGUCCCAGUCUGCCAGCUCCGACACCACUAGGAUAACAGCUUUCCUAGUGAUCCGCCGACUCGUGGUCAUCGGCGACAAGGCCGUCAGAGAAGUCGUCCUAAAAGCCGCCUAUCAAGGCCUGAACUCGGCUGCCGAGCUCUGGGGCCUCGACCAGAGCUUAGGCUACACAACGGCCUUCGCUUCGAUCCGCCAGCUUGCCAUCCACCUCCGGAACAGUAUUGUCAACAACAAGAAUGACUCGUACCGCUCCGUCUACAACUGGCAAUACGUGCACUCACUCGACUUCUGGUCGUGCGUCCUCUCGGAGCACUGCAGCCCUCUCAAAGAAGCCGAGGCCGGCAAAGAAAGCCAGCUCAAGCUCCUCAUUUACCCGCUCGUCCAAGUCACCCUCGGCGCGAUGCGCCUCAUCCCCACCGCGCUCUACUUCCCGCUCCGCUUCCAGCUCAUCCGCUCGCUCCUCCGCCUCUCGCGCGCGACCGACACCUACAUCCCACUCGCGUCGGCGUUACUCGAGGUGCUCAGCUCAGCCGAGAUGAAGAAGCCGCCCAAGUCGUCGACGCUCCGGCCGCUCGACUUCGCCGUCGCCUACAAGGCGCCCAAGUCGUACCUGCGCACGCGCGUCUACCAGGACGGCGUCGGCGACCAGGUGGUCGAGCUGCUGGCCGAGUUCUUCGUGCUCUGGGCGCGCAGCGUCGCCUUCCCCGAGUUCGCCCUCCCCGUCGUCAUCAGCCUCAAGCGCUGGCUCAAGGAGAGCCGCAAGCCCGGCCGCGGCAACAAGAACGGCAAGAUGGCCUCCGCCCUCGUCCUGCUCGUGCAGAAGCUCGAGGCCAACGCCAAGUUUGUCGAGGAGAAGCGCGCCAAGGUCGAGUUCGCCCCCAAGGACCGCGCCCAGGUCGACGCUUUCCUCAAGGACCUGGAAUGGGAGCGCACGCCGCUCGGCGCGUUUGUGGUUUCGCAGCGGAAGCUGAGGGCCGAGCGUCAACGGUUGGUGGAGGAGGCGCGCAAGGAGGAGGAUAAGAAGCGGAAGGAGGAGGAGAAGGAGGCGUUGGAUGGUCGUGAUGAGGGGGAGAGUGGGGCGGAUGAGGAUGAGGAUAUGGAGGGGAGUGACGAUGAAGAGGGAGAGGGGGAAAGUGAAGAGGAAGAGGAAGAAGAAGAAGAAGAGGAUGAAGAUGAGGAUGAGGAGGAAGAAGAGGAUGAGUAG
Messenger RNA from Chaetomium globosum CBS 148.51, 2325 nucleotides. RefSeq lists its product as uncharacterized. Gene Ontology annotation, biological process: ribosomal large subunit biogenesis. The transcript is spliced from 2 exons. The record is from RefSeq and is a predicted model, not a curated record. NCBI's taxonomy places the organism in Eukaryota, Fungi, Ascomycota, Sordariomycetes, Sordariales, Chaetomiaceae. The coding region runs from base 1 to 2325 and encodes 774 amino acids. Gene Ontology annotation, cellular component: nucleoplasm; Noc2p-Noc3p complex; nucleolus.